GCGGCACCAGAAUCUGGUGACACUUGGUGUGCUGCCUGCAGCGCGUGGGAGGCGCUGGGCUCUGAGCUCUCCUCUCCCUGGCAUAACCGGGCGUUGCGGCGCCUGGCUUCUGACCAGGUUGAGGGGUUGGUCAGGUCGGUCCGGGCGCUGAGAAACGUCUCUAGCAGCCUGCGCAGCGCCGAGUCCGCUCGAGCAGCUGAGAGAGGCCGAUCUGAGAGGCCAAGGAGCCCAGCACCUCGGGUGGCUUUACCGCCGCCUCCACCUCCUCCUGGAAAGGAGACCGUCAAGGAGCAGCCCGAGAGCAGCAGCGCCUACGAGACGGCCAGUGAGGAGCCAGAGGAGAAGCCUGCGGCGGCCACCGCUGCAAAGAGCAAGGCUAGCAAGCCAGAAAAGGAAGAGGCAGAACCGGCAAGGGAAGAGAGUCAGAGGAAGUCACCCCUUAGGGAGAAAUCACCAGAGACUUUACAGAGCACUGGACAACCCAGACCAGCCGUUGCACAGGACCACGCAGCCUGGGAGUCCUUGACAGUUUUGAGAGGGCAGAUCGUGGAGGUCGACUUGAACUCGGCGGGCGAGGAAUUCCCUGCCGAUCUAUGGGGAGGCUUCCUGGUAACAAGAAUCGAGCUGGGUUUAGAAGGCGACAUGGUCUUGCACGUCAAGAGCUUGGGUUGCGACGACCCAGAAAUCACCCGGGGGUUGUCGACGAGCUUCAACAGACGUGCAGGCUGCCUCCAUCUCUGUCACAGCGAUCCUUGCGAGGUGGACGGCGACUUCACGCUCCACAUUUCCCGACUCAGGGUUUUCUCCCCAGAGGGUUUUGCCAGGGACUAUAUGACAGCAGCUGUGAAGAAGCAGAUGAAGAAGUGGUUAGAUCAGAUGGACGAGGAGACCAACCCUCCAUCCUUUGGUUUGGACAUCACUAUCCCCGCAGGAGACGAGUCGCCUUGGGAGAAAGUGGAACCUAUGAAGCCUUCGGCAAAGGCUCAUCCACCCAAGGCCCCAGGAGAAGACAUGGAAAGGGUGUCAGAGGAGAAAAGAAAGGAGUUGAGAAGGUCCCGCGCUGGCCCGGGGACAUCAGGAGAUCGUGCAUCUCCACUAUAUUCACCCUCACCUCUGGAAGAGGAGGAGACGUUGAACGAACGGCGGAAGAGCGCGCUGAGGGAAACACCUCGUCGCAGCGCCAAGGAAAACCCAGGGCCAGAGGAGUUGGGCCUUGGAGAGGAGAGCCAGAGGGAGAAGAAGGUGAAAAAGAAGAGAAAAACAAAGGAUGCAGACCGCGAGGAACCUCUGGCUAUAAAAGACACUUCUACCGGAAGCUUGCAGGUUCAGCUUCUGAGUCAAGCGGCGAAAGCUGCUCAAGAAAAAGCAGGAAAGCUGAAAGGAGAGAAGGAGAAGGCAAGGAAGAAGGACCCAGGUGCCCUGUUGAUGAGGUUACUACAACAGGCUGCCGGUGGGAAGAAGAAAAAGAAAAAGAAGAAAGACAAGAAGGGUCAGAGCUCAAACCCUUACAAGAGCAGCUCACCAGGAGGCAGCCGGAGGAGGAGGAAGAAAAGGAGUGGAGAUCCGGACUCCAGCCCGAGCUCCUCGAAUGGCAGUGGCCAGACGAGUGGCUCCGACGGGAGCUCCAACGAGGACUUCGAGGGAGCUUCAUCCAGCAGCUCGGAAGACCUGAAAAUGGAGCCCCCCCUGAGGAAGAGGGCAAGGGAGAAGCCUGGGAGCGUUCUCCAGCUCCUAGUGGAGCAUGCGAGGGCUCAGCUGGACCAAAGCUCCAAAGUAGUUGUGGGCAAAGAGGAGAACAAGAACUACACCACGGGGGUGAAGCUGAGCUCUUACUUCUCCAUCAUCAUCAGGCCUCAGGUGGGGACUAUCAAUGGUCAGGUUCGCGAGAUGCACCUGCUGAGCUCCUGCAUGGAUGCCUUGAGGGAAGGAGCCCUCGAUCAUGUGGGAGACCUGCUGGCGGCGCGCUUCAUCAGCCUCCAUCAGUCGCUGCUGGAUGGCAACUGGACGGCUGCGCGUCAGCUGGAACUCCUGCCACUGGAGGAGAUAUCAGCUGCAGGGCCCCAGCUGGUUCUGCAGGCAAGGAAGCAGGCCAAGCUCGCGGCCAAGGUCUCCCAGCCCGACUUGUGGCAUGUCCCAGGCGCCGGCAAGGGCCGUGGCAGCCGGGGAAAAGGGUCAGGUUGGCCCGAUUGGCAAGGUGAUCUCAACACCUUCACAACUUGUUUCAAAGAAUUCAGCUUGGAGGAAGUUGCCUCGCCCGAAGUGGUGAGCACUUGGAGCGCUUCUGCAUGGUUGUUCAAUGUGGUGUCAGCCUUGAACAAGUUGGCUGGUUACAAGGGGGCACCUUAUCCUGGGCGCUGGACUCAGUCCGAGCAGGCCGCGGCAGAGAGCAUGAGGACUCGUGAGUUCUUGUUGAAUCCCUCACUUCUUUUGAAAAGCCCCGAUGAUGUCAAGUUACCCAAACUUCCCGGCAAGAUCCAUGUUAAACCUGAAGACAAGAUGGCCAUUGCACAUGAACUGGUACGGCGAAACAUUUGCUCAUGGGUUCCCUUAGAGCUGGUUUACAAGGUGGGUUCACUACGGAUACUCAACGGGCUGUUUGGGGUCAAGAAGGCUACCCUGUUGAAGUCUGGGGAGUCAGUUUUGAGGCUGAUCAUGAACCUCACGGGUAGUAAUGCCACCCAACACCAACUGGAAGGGGGCGCUUCAAAUCUUCCCUCUAUUACAUCCUGGCAGAGUUUGGUGCUGGAACAGGGGCAGUCUUUGGAGAUGUUUCAAAGUGACAUGUCCUCAGCUUUUUAUCUUUUCAAGAUUCCGCCUUGUUGGCAUCGACACCUUGCCUUCAAUGUGAUCGCCUCAGAAGAGGAGCUCAUGGGGCACGGGCGCCGGCAGUUUGCCUUGUGCUGCUCGGUGUUGCCAAUGGGCUGGUUGAACAGCGUUUCAAUCAUGCAAGAGGUGUCGGAGAACAUCUUGCUUCAAGCUCGGCUGAAUCCCUACAAUCAGGUGGCCAGGAGCAAUCCUUUGCCCAGAUGGUUCACAGAGAUACUGGAGACGGCAGAGGAGGCAGACAGAUGUUGGUGGCAUGUCUAUCUUGACAACUUCUGUGCGUGUGAAAGGAUUGAAGCGGACUCACCAGCGCUGGCUGGCUCCCUGUGCCAUGAGGCUGCGGAGGAUGCCUGGCGGCUGGCGGGUGUCAUCUCGUCAGAGAAGAAGAGAGUCUCGGCUGCCAGCUACAUCCAGGAGCUUGGCGCUGAAGUAGAUGGAGAGGCUGGUGCGCUUGGGGUAUCCACCCAGAAGCUGCAUAAGCUGGGAUUAUCCACUCUUUGGACGCUUGUUGCGCAAGGGCUGGACAAGAAGCAGGCCCAAAUCCUUGCUGGCAGGUGGAUUUUUGUGCUUCAAUUCAGAAGGCCAGCCAUGGGGUUUCUGCAGGAAGUUUGGAAGGUGACCAGCGGAGGAAGCCAAACCCCCCGCCUAACAAGGGAAAAGGCAAAAGGAGAGUUUUUGGGGCUUCUGCUCUGUUCACCCCUGCUCCACUGCAAUUUGGGAGCUUCGAUCGCCAAGCAGGUCGUGUGCACUGACGCUUCAGAGAAGGCUGGAGCAGUAGGGUUUGCGGAGCAUCUGACCAGUGAAGGUGAGGACUUCGUCAGGGCCACUGCAAAGCUGCAGAGACCAGGAGACGGCCAAACGAUCCCAGUUCUUCUCUUGUCCCUUUUUAACGGGAUAGGAGGAGCCUUCCGUGCGUACGACGUGCUGUCGCUGGUCCCGGCCGGGCGGAUAGCCGUCGAAUUGGAUGAGGGAGCCAACCGUGUUUGCUCUAGGCGCUGGCCUGGCACUCUCUUCGUGAAGGACAUAAGGCUGGUGGACCGAGCCAUGGUGCAGACAUGGAGCAGGAAAUUCCUUGGAAUCACUGAGGUUCACCUGUGGGCAGGAUUCCCUUGCACCGACUUGUCGAGGGUAAAGGCUGGCCGGCUCAAUUUGGAAGGGCCUUGUUCCUCGCUGUUCUACGAGGUCCCGAGGAUUGAGGCCUUGUGCAAGGAGGAGUUUGGCCCGUCAGUUACAGUCAAGCAUGUCUACGAAAAUGUGGCUUCGAUGGAUAAGGAGGCAUGCGCAGAGAUCUCUUGGGAGCUUGGUGAGAAGCCUUACCUGCUCAACCCCGAGCACGCUGUGCCGAUGAAACGGCCUCGACUUGCGUGGACGACGGAAAAAGUUGAAGAUUGCAUGCCGGGGAUCACAGUGACCUGGAAGCCACAAUGGAAUGAAGUGGAAGCCCAUGCAGAGUAUCCUUCCACCGACCAAUGGAUGGUGGUUCAACUCAGUGAUUCCUAUGUGUCCAUCAGCGUGGUCAGUAAGGGACGAAGCAGCAGUCUUCAGUUGCAGCGGAUCAACAAGGUCCUCUCAGCAUAUCUCUUGGCCUUUGGGCUACAGCUCAUCAUGGCGCAUGUUGAGUCGGGUGAUAAUCCGACAGAUGAGAAGUCGGCACGCCGUCGGGCCCGCAUUGUGCUGGAUGAUGCCGCGCUCAGUGAAAAGACCCAGCGCCGCUAUUACUUAGCGUUGCGCAAGCUGCUCCCAUACAUGGAGGCAUGUCCAAAUAAAGCUGAGCUGGAUAAUUGGAUGUGUCGUUGGGUGCGAAAGAUGUGGCGCUCUGGCGAGCCUCUCCUAACAGUCGGAGACGGCUUAUCAGCCUUGCACUUCCAUCAGCCGUGGACGCGCCGGAUCAUCCCACAUUCGUGGAAGCUUUUCAAUGUGUGGCGGCGCAUUGAGAUUCCCAGCCGUGCGCCUCCACUCACCUUGCGCUUGGUGAGAAGCCUGGCAGCAUAUGAGUUGAGUUGCGGGAACCUAGAAAUGUGCUGCAUUUUGCUUCUCUCGUUUCACUGUUUGCCUCGGACAGGCGAGGCCCUCAACCUCACCACUGCAGAUUUCAUCUUAGGGCCUACAAGUGGCUUGGUUUCUUUGAAGGAGACGAAAAGUGGAAAGCGAAAUCAGGCAAAUGAGGUCGUCAGCAUCACUGAUGUGGCGGUUUUGGACUCAAUCAGGGCACUUUUGGACUUUCGUAAGUCGGCCAACUUGCAGGCCUUGCCAUUGUGGUCCAGUUCAGGCACUAAAUUUCGACAGCGUUUCCGGAAGCUCUGCAAGUACUUUGCGCUUGAUGAAUUCAAUUUUCGCCCCUACUCGCUUCGGCGGGGAGGAGCAACUCAUGUUUUUCAGGUCACACAGAGCAUGGAGGCUGCGCUGCUUUGCGGACGCUGGGAAUCUUCAAAAGUGGCCCGCAUUUACAUCAGUGAUGGCCUCUCGUUCCUACCUUCCCUGAAGAUGUCCGACAAGACGUUGGCAAUGUUGGAGCGCAAGGAUAGCCUCUUGAGUGAAUUCAG
This is a messenger RNA of Cladocopium goreaui, 5366 nucleotides long. The record is from the annotation of a GenBank genome assembly. NCBI's taxonomy places the organism in Eukaryota, Dinophyceae, Suessiales, Symbiodiniaceae.